Pogonomyrmex barbatus (red harvester ant) is the source of this 2938-nucleotide messenger RNA. RefSeq lists its product as uncharacterized. The record is from RefSeq and is a predicted model, not a curated record. NCBI's taxonomy places the organism in Eukaryota, Metazoa, Arthropoda, Insecta, Hymenoptera, Formicidae.
AAUUCUUUCUUUGUAAAAUUUCUGUUUGAUAUAAAAAAAUAAUAAUAAUUUUAAUUCCUUUUGGAGCAUGCUUAAGAUCUUUAAAUCUCCCACCUAUUGUAGCUGUGUUCCGAUAUUCUGUUCACUGCCAGUACUGAAAAUAUAUAGUUCAAGUCACAUAUAUUAUAGAUUUUCAAUACUUGCAGUGAAUAUCAGAACGCAGCUUGUAUUAUCAGUUAAUCUUUCCUCAACCAUACACAAACAAAUCUUCCCCAAUGAUUGUGUUCGAGAAGCACAUUGUCAUCUAUGAUUGGAAUAGCUCUUUGGAUCCAAGUUGAAUCUAGAAGAAUGCACCAAUGAAAAGGAUGAGCGCUCGCUUAACGGUUGCGCAAUCGUUCUGUUUUCAGAACGUAACCAAUCUCGCCACGCGUCUCGAGUUUAGGUUCGGAUCGUCCGAGCUGUCUCGUUUGCGCGGAUCAUCUGUCAAAUAAACAAAACAAAAAAUUCGAACUCAAUUUUAGCCGCGCGCGUCAACAACUUGACGUUGAUCGUGAUUCCUCUGGUCAGAGGUCGGAUUGAAGUACAUUGUUAAAGAAGAAGGCCAAGAGGGAGGUUCGUUAUGAAACGAGCCGAGGAACAGUAUCUUUAAUUACUGUUCGCUAAGGUCCUUAGUCGAUCGAAUAGAAAUAAAUCAAGACGAGUCAUGAUAAAGCGAUAGUGUGGCAACACCAUAUUCGAUCGCUGUUAUUACAGCAACACUGCUACAGCGUUUCAAAACGUGAUUGUUUUUAUGAAGUUAGGAAAGAUGAUGUACAGCGUCCCUCUUCUCUUGCUCUCUUGCUCUUUUCUCUUACCCUUUUCUCUUUCGCAAGAUAAUUUCUUUUUUGAAUAUGAAUGUUACUACAUAUUUACACCAGAAAAUCUUGAAGGUGAAAAUAAUAAUGACACAAGUAAAUAUUAUACUGCUGUAUUUCCUUUUAUUGAUGCCAAUGAUGUUCCUGCUGAAAAUAAUAUAAACGUAUCUUUAUUUAUAUAUCAUAAUAAAAAGCCUGAUAAAAUAAGAGUUAGCUUUCAACCUCCUAAAAAACAAUGCAAAUUUGGAAUAUCUUUGUUAGUUAAUCCUUCGAUUAAAAGCGAAGAGGAAUGUAAAAAAUAUGUCUUUAAUCCAUAUGAUAAAUCAAAAGUACAUACCAGAAACAAAAAUAUAUGUGUUGACCUUCAUAAAAAAGCGAUUAAUUAUUAUGAGAUUAAAUAUGGAGACAAUGUGACUAUAGAUUUCGACUAUAUUUUUGAAGGAUGUUAUGCUCUUCAAUUUAAAAUAAAUGGUGAUAAAUAUGUUAUGAGGAACCAAGAUUUGGUGGAUAAUACUUAUCCACGAACGGAAAUUGUAGUACCAACGCUUACCUGUCAACAUGAAGAAAGUUUCUUUAAUCUUGAAAAUAAAGAAUCUUCCUUUGAAAGACAAGAUGUGAUAAAUUUUACACUCAGUAUGUCACUACCGAUGGAAACUUAUUCUGCAAAGAGACUUGAUAUAAAAAUAAUAAUUCAAGAGGAUGAAAAUUGGGAAAAAGGGACUUGCGAGUGGACAGAAUAUACAGCUGUGAAAGUUGCAUGGUCACAAUGGCUGAUAUUUAACAAUAAUGAUCGGUAUCAUAGAAGUCGUUAUUGCAUUGUAAAACUGGUGAAGAUAAAUGAGAUGUACGAGAACUAUGAGACGAUUGUACAGUGUAAUGUUCAAAUAAAUAGUUCAAGUUUAGCAAAUUAUUGUGUCAUGUGGCAGAUAAUCGACGAUCGAUGUUACAAAGAUGAAACUAUAUGGAAACCACAACAGACAAAGGGUUUUGUUACAGAUGAUCCUAAUCUCCGGUAUUGUACACGAUUUGAGCGUUGCAUAUAUAAUGUUUCUAAUGAUUUUGAUCAAGAAAAAAUUAAUGUCAUUAAUGCAUUACAAUCCGACAAGAGCACAACUUUGUAUCUACCGUUCUUAAUUAUUGCCGUUAUAUUAAUUAUAUCAACAAUAAUUGGAACGCUAGGUGUCUGUUAUUAUCUGCGUAUUCGAAAGGAGGAGGUCAAUUUAUAUAUAAACUCGCAACAGGAUGAUAUCGAUUGUCUUAAAUCUAUCGAUCUCGUCACUGAAAACGUUAACAAGGAAAGCGAUAAUAUUCCUUUGUGUGACGAUAUCGUUCUUCUUUAUACCAAUGGUUCGACGUCUUUCAUGGAAUUGAUGAAACAUUUUCGUGAGACACUUGCUAAAAUGUGUUUUUGUUCCGUGCAUGACUGGCAUGAUGGAACUGUAUGGAACGACGUGGCUAAAGUUGGUGCUGUUUUAUGGUUUACCAAAUUGCUUGAUAAGGGAUGCCGCAUUGUUUGGGUAGAUGUGCCAACUACGAGAUCUGUCAUAAUAUCAAACUCACAAAUAGACCAGUCGAACUUAGAUAGAUAUUAUGAAAUACAUGAUUUCCGCGACAUGGCGUUUCGCGUCGUGCUUGAAGUGGCGAGAAACAAGAUGAACGAUGUCACGCAACAAUAUAAUAGACAUUUCGUUAUAAGGUUUGAUAACAUGAAUAAUGUGAACGAUCCGUUUCUGGAUCUCUCUCCUAACGUGCGAUAUCGCAUCCCCCAGCAUCUUGAGCAAUUGUGUUCAGACUUAUUAAUAGCGAAACAAGCAGUUUCGGAACACAAGAGUAAGAUGGAAGAUCUCUAUCGUGUUUUCAGAUUCCAACUUUAUAAGUUUCAAACGCAACAUCGUCUGAAAUUUAUAAAAUAGAAUCUACAACGUGAAAUAAAAAGCACAAGAUUAUUUUAAGAUUAUAUUAAGAUCUCAGCAUUAACCAAAUCUACGACUGUACAACACAACGAGACUUUAUUCGUGUUCUUUUAACGCGAAAUGAUCACAAAAGCACAAAUUUGUUAUGUACUACCUCAAAUUGUAUGUAUAAAAAUUGUAAAUGUUAUGCAA